Lathyrus oleraceus (garden pea) is the source of this 1339-nucleotide messenger RNA. Its product is annotated as probable isoaspartyl peptidase/L-asparaginase 3. Gene Ontology annotation, cellular component: cytoplasm. Lineage: Eukaryota; Viridiplantae; Streptophyta; Magnoliopsida; Fabales; Fabaceae. The record is from RefSeq and is a predicted model, not a curated record. Gene Ontology annotation, molecular function: N4-(beta-N-acetylglucosaminyl)-L-asparaginase activity. The transcript is spliced from 7 exons. Gene Ontology annotation, biological process: protein deglycosylation. The coding region runs from base 111 to 1172 and encodes 353 amino acids.
UCUAAAAGAACAAUUUUUUAUUUUAUUUUAAUAUCAGCAUGAUUUGGAUGUUCUCCAUUUUCUCAAAUCGAUAGCUGACAACAAGAAAGAGUGAUAAAAGCUCCAACUCCAUGGCUUCAAACCCCUUCAAUUUCAUAUUCUUCCUCUCUUUCCUCUCACUGGUGGUGGAGCAUCAUGGAAGUGUUGAAUUGAAACAGUAUCCAUUGGUGGUAAGCACAUGGCCGUUUAUUGAAGCUGUUAGAGCUGCAUGGAGAGCUGUUGAUGCUGGUUCUUCUGCUGUUGAUUCGGUUGUUGAAGGUUGCUCUACUUGCGAGGAACUUAGGUGUGAUGGAACAGUUGGUCCGGGUGGGAGUCCAGAUGAGAAUGGAGAAACUACAAUCGAUGCUCUGGUCAUGGACGGGGUAACUAUGGAAGUAGGAGCUGUUGCUGCCAUGCGAUACGUAAAAGAUGGAAUCAAAGCUGCUAGGCUAGUGAUGCAACACACUGAACACACUUUGCUGGUUGGAGAGAAAGCAUCCGAAUUCGCAAUUUCAAUGGGUCUUCCAGGACCAACAAACCUGAGUUCAUCAGAAUCUAUAGAAAAAUGGACCGAAUGGAAAAAAAGUAGCUGCCAACCGAAUUUCAGGAAAAAUGUAUUACCUGUGAAUAACUGUGGUCCUUAUCGUCCAAAUAACUUUCUAGACCUCUCUGACGAAACAUGUUCAUUUAUUGAUCAAAGUCAAAUAGCAAGAUUACCUCAUGUUGGUCUUCAUAGCCACGAUACCAUUUCAAUGGCUGUUAUCGAUAGAACGGGACGCAUUGCUGUUGGCACAUCAACUAACGGGGCAACAUUCAAGAUUCCUGGAAGGGUAGGUGACGGUCCAAUAGCUGGAUCCUCGGCAUACGCUAUUGAUGAAGUUGGCGCAUGUUGUGCAACUGGGGAUGGCGACAUCAUGAUGCGCUUCCUUCCAUGCUAUCAAGUUGUGGAAAGCAUGAGGUUGGGAAUGGAACCCAAACAUGCUGCUAAGGAUGCAAUAUCGCGAAUAACCAAAAAAUUUCCAAACUUCGUGGGAGCCGUCGUUGCCGUUAAUAAAACUGGGGAACAUGCCGGGGCCUGCCAUGGUUGGACAUUUAGAUAUUCAGUAAGGAGUCCUGCAAUGAAAGACGUAGAAGUCUUUACCGUGCUACCUUGAAAGAUAGCCUGUUCAAGAAAUUGGUACCCUUCAACAUUUAAAUUUAAGUCAUUAUUAUACUAAUUGUGUUGGUCGAUGAUAUUUGAUGGCAUACAAAUGUGCUUAAAAUGUAACAAACAUCAUUUCUGAUAUUAAUUGAGCAUUUAACAUAGAUAUUGCAAGAUUAA